This is a messenger RNA of Acanthamoeba castellanii str. Neff, 1077 nucleotides long. RefSeq names its product SPFH domain / Band 7 domain containing protein. The record is from RefSeq and is a predicted model, not a curated record. Gene Ontology annotation, biological process: mitochondrion organization. Gene Ontology annotation, cellular component: membrane; mitochondrion. The coding region runs from base 1 to 1077 and encodes 358 amino acids. The transcript has 5 exons. NCBI's taxonomy places the organism in Eukaryota, Discosea, Longamoebia, Acanthamoebidae.
AUGAAGCGAAUCACCACCACUCCAGUUUCUCGCACGCUCACACCCCGCCUGGCGCGCUCAGCCUGGCCGCAAGCCUCGACUCUGCUGCGCAGCGGAACAGCCAGCCGCCCACUCACCACCACAACAGGCGCUGGCCUCCGAUCCGCAAUGACUGCCGGAGCAGCUCGGCGUAGCGUGCCCUUGGCCAGUGGCCAGCGCCUAGCCCGCCGGGCCUUCUCCACAUCCACCUCCUCGCCCGAGCGGGAGGCCCUGCAGAUGGUACUCGACUCGAUGCCCAAGGGCAGCAAGCGCUUCUGGCGGGCGUUGGCCGGGCUGGGAGCCACCGCCGUGGUCCUUGCUACCUGCCAGCCCUGGUGCGUGGUGCCGGCCGGACACGUCGGCAUUCUCGACUUCUUCGGCGACGUCUCCGACCAGAGCCUCUCGCCUGGUUUCCAUCUCAAGAAUCCGUUGGCCAAGUGCGUGGUGUUCUCCACGCAGACGCAGCGGGUGGAGACCACCGCUUCGGUGCCCUCGCGCGAGGGACUGACCGUGCAGCUCGAGGUCUCCGCUCUCUACCGCCUCGACCCGCUCAAGGUCCAGCACAUCUACAAGACCGUGGGUCGGAACUACGCCGAUGUGGUGUUGCUGCCCCACUUCAAGUCGAUCAUUCGCGAGCUCACGUCGGCGCAUGAGGCCAAGGGGCUCUACACGGCCCAGGUGCGCACCGAGAUCAGCACCUUCCUCACCAAGCAGCUCAACGACGUGCUCCGCGAGCGGGGCAUCAUCAUCGACGAAACGCCCAUCAACGGCAUCACCAUGCCCCAGCGCCUGGUUCACGCCAUCGAGGAGAAGCUGCGGGCCGAGCAGGAGUCGGAGCGGAUGUCGUGGGUGCUGCAGCGGGAGGAGGCCGAGGCCAAGCGCAAGGUCAUCGAGGCCAAGGGCAUCGCCGACUUCCAGAAGAUCGUCACGCAGGGCAUCUCCGAACAGCUCCUCCGCUGGAAGGGCAUCGAAGCCACGGAAAAGCUGGCCACCUCGUCCAACGCCAAGAUGGUGGUCAUCGGCAAGAGCGACGGCUUGCCGCUCGUCCUCGCCCCUUGA